Messenger RNA from Girardinichthys multiradiatus, 2869 nucleotides. It is a transcript of the gene ttll2, whose product is annotated as tubulin tyrosine ligase-like family, member 2. Gene Ontology annotation, biological process: protein polyglutamylation; microtubule cytoskeleton organization. Bases 326 to 2200 code for a protein of 624 amino acids. Gene Ontology annotation, molecular function: tubulin binding; tubulin-glutamic acid ligase activity. The transcript has 4 exons. NCBI's taxonomy places the organism in Eukaryota, Metazoa, Chordata, Actinopteri, Cyprinodontiformes, Goodeidae. Gene Ontology annotation, cellular component: cilium. The record is from RefSeq and is a predicted model, not a curated record.
CUCCACAAUAGAAAUCUGUAAGCAAGCAAAUACUUUUUCACAGCAAUAUCCCUACACUUUUGUUUUUAGAGCUUUCCUUCAUUCAAAGCUGUCCAACAUCUCUCAGCAUAUUAAAAACGGCCACUGUCAUUAAAUCUGCUGUCCUGGCACUGAUGACUGACAUUGUUCAGACAACCGAUGCCUCGUUUUGUGUGUAGGAGGAGCUCAAAGAACUGACAGCUUGUCACCACCUCUCUGUGUCCAAGGAGAGCUGAAAGAGAAGACCUCUAAGUAAAAGGAGGAAAAGAUUGAGCUUAUGCACUUAAUACUGAGUUAAUGAAGCUACAUGGCUGCAUCACUGGUGUUCAGGCUGCAUGACAAAGGUCCACAGCUGGUGAGGGAAGUUCUCCUGGAACGAGGAUGGAAAGAAUAUGAUGAAAGAAAACGCAAAGAGGAAGACUGGAACCUCUACUGGCGGGGGUCUCCUUUUCAUAGCUCAGACUAUCACAGACUGCUGCCAUGGCAACACCUCAAUCACCAUCCCAAAACUGCAGGCAUCACACGAAAGGACUCAUUGGUACGCAACCUGAGGAGAAUGAGGGCAACAUUUGGUUCGGUUCUCUAUGACUUCAGUCCGACCACCUUCAUCCUUCCCAACGACUACACGCGUUUCCUGGCUGAAUAUAACAAACGGCUUCCUAACAGAGAACGCUCUACCUGCUGGAUUUGUAAGCCAGUGGACCUCUCCAGAGGUCGAGGGAUUUUCCUUUUCCAGGACAUGAAAAACUUGGUCUACGACUGCUCAGUAAUUGUACAGAGGUACAUCAGCAGCCCUUUGCUGAUGUCAGGCUACAAGUUCGACCUGAGGAUUUAUGUGUGUGUGAAAAGCUUCCAUCCACUGACUGUUUAUAUCCAUCAGGAGGGGCUGGUGCGUUUCGCCACUGAGAAAUAUAACCUCUUGUCUCUGUCUAACGUGUACGCUCACCUGACUAACACCAGUAUCAAUAAGUGUGGUCCCUUCUAUAAAACCCAAAAAGGACAGGUCGGUACAGGGUGCAAGUGGACCAUGAGCAAGUUCAGGCAUUUCCUUCAGGGCCAAGACAUUAACGAGCUCUUUUUGUGGCAAAGGAUCAACAACAUUGUCACGCUGACCCUCCUCACCAUCGCUCCGUCCGUACCGUCCUGUCCAAACUGCGUGGAGCUCUUUGGCUUUGACGUCCUCAUUGACAGCAGGUUUAAGCCCUGGCUUCUGGAGGUCAACCACAGUCCAUCACUGAGUCUGGACUGCCAAACUGACUUUUCAGUGAAGAAGGGGCUGAUCACUGAUCUGGUCGAUUUGAUGAAUUACACAUCAGCUGACAGCCUAAGGGACAGAGCCUUUCAGACACAAAGAAAUAUCCGGCCUUGUUUCAAUGCCAACCUCUCAAAACCUAUUGCAUUAGUCUCCAAGCUUAAAGACCACAACUUUAAGAAGAAAAAUAAAAAAUCCUUGCAAAUUCAACAUGAAAAGAUAAAUCAAGCAAAGUUCAGCCAGCAUGACUCUGUAGCUGCCUACCAAAGACACCUUCCACCUGUUGUGACCAGGUACAGUGAAGUUAACACCCCAGCAGGGAAAUUCUGCACCGGUCAGACCUUAAACUGGAUACUUGGCUCAUACUCAAAGGCAAAUGAUUCUGUGGUGAAAACCGGUCCAGCUCUUUUGUCACACCAGAUGAAAUAUGGCCCUUGGGUUACUGAGGUCACAAACAGAGAGAACACUGAGACAGAUGCUGAAACUGAGCUCUCAGCAGAGAACAAGGUUUCCUCUUCAGUGCCUGACACUCAGGGCAGAAGGUCAACAUUCAGACUACCUACAGAUUCCUGGAGGUUUCCAGACAUUUACAGAAGGAGUCAGAGGGUUCAUGUUCAAGGACCUAAAGCUCAGACUGGACAACAUAUUCCUCCAAUCAGAGUUGGAGGCUUCAUACGGACAUUCCCAUUUAACCUGGCAACCCUAAAGGCAUCUCAGGAAAAACUGGAUGUCCCGGUUAUCUUACAGGAGCUUCAGAAGCUGACUGGUCGAGUGGCUUCAGGCCAGUGGGAUGACUCAAAACGGACGAAAGAGGAGGAGACGGAUGUUGAAGUCUGCUUUGAUUCAUUACUGUGGGGCCCAGAAGACCCGCUGCUGCUCAGUCGAUGGUUUGAAACCACUUCAGAUAUGCAAGACAGAAAAAAAAACUGAUCCAAAACAAAGCCUUUCUACAGAGCAUUUUACCUUCUCGGUUAGCUGAGGUCUGAUGUGUUUUUAUUGGGUAUGUGUUUCAAUAUACAACCCAAUUCCAGUUUGUUUUUAUUUACGUUUUACACAACAUCCAAACCUGAGUAGAAUAAUUUGCAAAUCCUGUUCAACCAAUAUGUAAUUGAAUCCACUACAAAGACAAGAUAUUCAAUGUUCAAACUGAUAAACUUUAUUGUUUUCGCAUAAUAGGUUUCAAAACAGCUGGGACAGAGGCAUGUUUACCACUGUUACAUUACCUUUCCUUUUAACAACACUCAAUCAGGAUUUUGAACUGAAGAACCUACUUGUUUAAGGCUUUGUAGGUUGAAUUAUUUCCCAUUCUUGCUUUAUGUACAACUUCAACUGCUCAACAGUCUGAGGUCUCUUGCAUAAUACUACUCCUGCAUAAUUUUAAACAAAUUGUCCAAUUCUUAAAUCUAAGCAAGUUAUUCAUACUCACACUCGUAAAUUAUCAGGAAUUUGAUUCGUUCUAGCUCACAAUCUUUUCUUAACCAUAGUCUCAAUGAAAUUGCGUGUCUUGUGUUUUUGUGUUUAAUGUGAGAAAUGUCAUUAAAUGGCUAAAAUGCUGUGAUUUGUAAGAAAUAAAAAUCAUGAAGUGGAUGAGGAACAAUG